Messenger RNA from Linum trigynum, 318 nucleotides. Lineage: Eukaryota; Viridiplantae; Streptophyta; Magnoliopsida; Malpighiales; Linaceae. The record is from the annotation of a GenBank genome assembly.
AUGGUGCCGAUGGAUCCUAGGAGAACUCCUUUCCACUUCGAGAUCCAUCCUCCUUUCCUCGGCCGCACUAUGCCUUCUGUACUUACAAGAUCUGGAAGCGCGACGACUUUGCGCAACAACUCGUUAGCCGAAUUUGACGAAGGCGGAGAAGAGCGCAUUGGUCGGGCGAAGCCAGGAGAAGAGGGAAUUGAUCAGCGAAUGGAAAGCCAGAUUCUACGAGCUCCACAACAUCUCUUCAACUUCCAAUCGAGGAAAUUCGUCAAUUCCAGUAGCGAAUUUGCCGGCUGCCGACACCGCUCAAGAAACGACAAGUUUUGA